This is a messenger RNA of Sorex fumeus (smoky shrew), 1029 nucleotides long. RefSeq names its product GPN-loop GTPase 3-like. The record is from RefSeq and is a predicted model, not a curated record. NCBI's taxonomy places the organism in Eukaryota, Metazoa, Chordata, Mammalia, Eulipotyphla, Soricidae. Gene Ontology annotation, molecular function: GTPase activity.
AUGAAACAGCUGGUUCAGCAGCUGGAACAGUGGGAGUUCCGAGUCUGUGGAGUGUUUCUUGUUGAUUCUCAAUUCAUGGUGGAGUCGUUCAAGAUUGAUGACUACAGCAUGGUCCGAUUUUUGCCCUCCGAUCAGUCAGAUGAAGAAUGCAUGAACAUUGUAUUACAGCAUAUUGAUUUUGCCGUUCAGUAUGGAGAAGACUUGGAAUUCAAAGAACCCAAGAGCACCUACUGUGCCACCAUGGUCCAGCUCUGUGAAGCCCUCGGCCAGUCUGUCCAGGUGGUGAACUUAGACCCCGCGGCGGAGCAUUUCAACUAUGAUGUGAUGGCUGACAUCCGGGAACUGAUCAAUGUGGAUGAUGUGAUGGAGGAAGGCUCCCUGCGCUUCGGUCCCAAUGGAGGACUGGUUUUUUGCAUGGAGAACUUUGCCAAUAACUUUGAGUGGCUGGAGAACUGCCUUGGCCAUGUCGAGGAUGACUACAUCCUUUUUGACUCUCCAGGUCAGAUUGAGUUGCACACACACCUGCCCGUGAUGAAACAGCUGGUUCAGCAGCUGGAACAGUGGGUGUUCCGAGUCUGUGGAGUGUUUCUCCUUGAUUCUCAAUUCAUGGCGGAGUCGUUCAAGCUUAUUUCUGGCAUCUUGGCAGCCUUGAGUGCUAUGGUAUCUCUAGAAAUCCCGCAAGUUAACAUCAUGACAAAAAUGGACCUGCUGAGUAAAAGAGCUAAAAAGGAAAUUGAGAAGUUUCUCGAUCCAGGCAUGUAUUCUUUAUUAGAUGAUUCUACAAGCAACUUCAGAAGCAAAAAAUUCAAAAAAUUGACUAAUGCCAUAUGUGGGCUGGUUGAUGAUUACAGCAUGGUCCGACUUUUGCCUUACGAUCAGUCCGAAGAAGAAAGCAUGAACAUUGUAUUACAGCAUAUUGAUUUUACCAUUCAGUACGGAGAAGACUUGGAAUUCAAGGAACCCAAGGUUUAUGAAGAUGAGUUGUCUUCUAUGUUGGAUGAAUAUUUUCAAGAAUGCCAGAACAAAUGA